This is a messenger RNA of Myxocyprinus asiaticus (Chinese sucker), 1700 nucleotides long. It is a transcript of the gene ctsd, whose product is annotated as cathepsin D. NCBI's taxonomy places the organism in Eukaryota, Metazoa, Chordata, Actinopteri, Cypriniformes, Catostomidae. Gene Ontology annotation, cellular component: lysosome. The coding region runs from base 106 to 1296 and encodes 396 amino acids. Gene Ontology annotation, biological process: proteolysis. The record is from RefSeq and is a predicted model, not a curated record. Gene Ontology annotation, molecular function: aspartic-type endopeptidase activity. The transcript is spliced from 9 exons.
UGCUCUGCAGCACCGUCAACAUCAGCUGACUGCAGCCGGUUUGCCCUGAGUGAAUAUCAAUUACUAGUCCUCAGAUGCACUAACACCUCCUGAGGGCACGUCAACAUGAGACUCGCCUGUCUGCUGCUUGCUGCUGCCUUUGUGUGGACCGCUGACGCGAUUGUUCGGAUUCCACUUAAGAAGUUUCGUUCUAUAAGACGGACACUGAGUGACUCCGGCAGAGCUGUAGAGGAGCUUGUGGCUGGUUCUGUGCCCCUGAAAUACAACCUGGGGUUCCCAGUUAGUAAUGGUCCUACUCCUGAGACCCUCAAAAACUACCUUGAUGCUCAGUACUAUGGAGAGAUAGGCCUUGGGACUCCUGUCCAGUCCUUCACUGUGGUGUUUGAUACUGGAUCUUCUAACCUUUGGGUGCCCUCUGUCCACUGUUCCCUCACUGAUAUUGCCUGCUUGCUUCAUCAUAAGUACAACAGUGGCAAGUCCAGCACCUAUGUUAAGAACGGGACUGAGUUUGCUAUACAGUAUGGAUCUGGAAGCUUGUCUGGGUAUCUCAGCCAGGAUACAUGCACGAUUGGGGAUAUUGCGAUUGAGAACCAGAUAUUUGGAGAAGCCAUCAAACAGCCAGGAGUGGCCUUCAUCGCAGCCAAGUUUGAUGGAAUUCUUGGCAUGGCCUAUCCUCGCAUUGCAGUGGACGGGGUCCCUCCUGUUUUUGACAUGAUGAUGAGCCAAAAGAAAGUGGAGAAAAAUGUUUUCUCUUUCUACCUGAACAGAAACCCUGACACCCAACCUGGUGGUGAGUUGCUCCUUGGAGGGACAGACCCCAAAUAUUAUACUGGAGAUUUUAACUACGUCGACAUCAGCAGACAGGCCUACUGGCAGAUUCACAUGGAUGGCAUGAACAUCGGCAGCGAGCUGACUCUGUGUAAGGGAGGAUGUGAAGCCAUUGUUGACACUGGAACGUCUCUGAUCACUGGUCCAUCCGCUGAGGUCAAAGCCCUGCAGAAGGCUAUUGGAGCCAUCCCUCUGAUCCAGGGAGAGUACAUGGUUGACUGUAAGAAAGUGCCCACACUCCCCACCGUCUCAUUUGUUCUCGGUGGAAAGACUUACUCACUGACUGGAGAGCAAUACAUUCUGAAGGAAAGCCAGGGUGGAAAGGAUAUUUGUCUGAGUGGAUUCAUGGGCCUUGAUAUACCACCCCCUGCUGGACCCCUCUGGAUUCUGGGUGAUGUGUUCAUUGGGCAGUACUACACUGUGUUUGAUCGUGAAAAUAACCGAGUGGGCUUUGCUAAGUCCGUAUAAGCCCAUCUGUUGCCCUUAACACUGAAGGGAUGUGUCAUGAGAGUAAUAAGAAAUCUAGGAACAUUAUCAGUAUCAUAUCUGCUUAAAUGGCAGAGUAGCGGUAUGAUUGUGUUGUUUGCACUGCUUUUAGCUUUCAAAUGUUUUUGUUUUAUAAAGUGGUAUGUGGAUAUGAAAUGAUUCAGGGAAAAGUCUAAAGAUGACAAGUUACACUGAUUUGUAUUUUAGUGGAGGCUAAUCUCAAUAUCUGUGAUUGUAACACCAGGUUUUAACAUUUUCUUUUAUGAUUGUGUUGUUGACAUGUCAUUUGAUUUCAGACACUACCAAUUUUUAAAUGUUUUACUGUUGAAAAUGACCUCCAAUAAUUGAACAAAUCACAGUGGACAAAUAAAGAUGUUUUAAAACCA